Molecule: messenger RNA, 567 nt
Organism: Octopus sinensis (East Asian common octopus)
Lineage: Eukaryota; Metazoa; Mollusca; Cephalopoda; Octopoda; Octopodidae
Product: tryptophan--tRNA ligase 2-like
Exons: 1
Coding region: 1-567 (188 amino acids)
Biological process (GO): mitochondrial tryptophanyl-tRNA aminoacylation
Cellular component (GO): mitochondrion; mitochondrial matrix
Molecular function (GO): tryptophan-tRNA ligase activity; ATP binding
Source: RefSeq, a predicted model, not a curated record
AUGGUGCCUGUGGGGGAGGACCAGCGGCAGCACGUAGAGUUGGUCGGCUAUGUUUCCCGUGCCUUCAAUGAGGCAUUCUGUUGUGAUUUGUUCGCCAGUGAUUUCUCCAUCGGGAUAUACUCCUCCGCCAAGAUUAUGAGUCUCCGAAAUCCUUCUGUCAAAAUGAGCAAAUCCGCGGACCAUCCAAAGGCCACUUUGUCUCUCUUUGAGGACCCUGCGGACAUUUUUGACAAAAUCAGACAUUCCUUGACUGACUCGGCCAGCAACUAUAUAAGCUAUGACGUGGAAUCAAGGCCGGGAUUGGCCAAUUUGAUUGACAUUUACUCCAACGUGGUCGGCAGGCCGGUUGCCCGAAUAGUGGAGGAGUGUGGGGGAAUCGGCAUAGUUCAGUUUAAAAAGAACAUGGCCGAGGAGUUGGUGGAGGCCUUGAAGCCUUUCCGAGAACGUUUUCACUACUUGAUGGGGCAUAAGGAUCAUUUGGAGGCUGUUUUAGAAGCUGGGAAUGAGAAGGCUCGUCAGGUCGCGCAGGACACGAUGGAUCGAGUCAGAUUUAAUGUCGGUCUUUAA